AUGUUAGAAAGUGAACAAGGAAAUUGGUGUGCACUUGAUCGCCAUUUCAAGUCCUGCAGGAAGCUCCCUUUUAUUCCAUCGGUUUACAGUUUUAGGGGUGGAAAAAAUGGAUCAUUUUUUGCAGGGACCCAUCAAGGAUCGGAGGUGAACUUUGAGACAAACACUUAUAGUGAAGUUUCAAGUUGUGCUGAGAAAUACAGUUCAGAAAGCCAGUCUUGGAAGACCCUCCCAAGAAUGGUAAUUGGAGGACUAGAUGAGCAAAAAAAUGAUCUCACUUGUGGGGAAUUUUUUGAUGAAGAGACAAAUAGUUGGACCUUGGUUCCUGACAUGUUGAAAGAUAUUCCACUUUCAACUUUCAGAUCCCCACCUCUUUUGUCCGUUGUCAAUAAUAAGCUUUACGUACUUGAUGCUUCCUCAAAUGAGGUAAAGAAGGCAUGGUUAGGACCAAUAAGAAGUAGCUCAUUGCCCAAGGAUUUGAAUGCCCUGCCCAAAUCUCCACUCCAGGGACCUUCUUGA
Molecule: messenger RNA, 516 nt
Organism: Gastrolobium bilobum
Lineage: Eukaryota; Viridiplantae; Streptophyta; Magnoliopsida; Fabales; Fabaceae
Product: F-box/kelch-repeat protein At3g27150-like
Exons: 4
Coding region: 1-516 (171 amino acids)
Cellular component (GO): cytosol
Molecular function (GO): protein binding
Source: RefSeq, a predicted model, not a curated record